UUGUACAUUUUAUGACAUUACAUUUAUUUCACUCUUUGUUUUAUUUUUGUCAUCUCUCUAUUUUCUUCCAAUUCAUGUAAUUAUUUUCUUCACUUAAUUCACUCUCUAUUUUUUUUUCCCUAAAAUUUUUAAAAAAGAAGAAAGAAAAUGGAAGGAAAUAAGAGAAACAAGAGACCAUUUGAAGAAUCAAGUGACAAAAAUUAUAUAAAUCUCAAAAUUAAAUCUCAGGAUGGUACAUUUAUGUACUACAAAGUUAAGCCUACUUCGAUAAUGAAGAAGUUAUUCAUGUCAUACUCUGAGAGGAAGCAAAUUCUAAAUUACAAAACAAUUCGAUUUCUCUACAAUGGUAAUCGUGUUUCAUCAAGAAGUACUGUAAAUCAAGAUGAUACAAUACUUCAUUUCAAAGUGAAUCCUAGUACAAUUAUGAAGGAUAUAUUCAUGUCAUACAGUUCAAAAAAACAAAUGAUGAAUUAUAAAGUAUUUCGAUUUUUCUUAGAUGGAAAACGUCUUUCGUCACAUAAGACCGUGAAUGAACUUGGAUUAAAAAACGGUGAUGAAAUCGAUGCUAUGAUUCAUCAAGAUGGAGGAGGAUCUGCUUGCAACUAUUAAUGAAGCAGCAUAUCACACAUGAAAAUGUUGCAUUUUUGUAAUUAGGCUAAUUUUUAGUUAUCUUGUAAACUUGACAUAGUUUAUUUGGUCAAAUUGAUAAAUUAAGAUUUGGGAUUUGA
Solanum pennellii is the source of this 728-nucleotide messenger RNA. RefSeq lists its product as uncharacterized. NCBI's taxonomy places the organism in Eukaryota, Viridiplantae, Streptophyta, Magnoliopsida, Solanales, Solanaceae. Gene Ontology annotation, molecular function: ubiquitin-like protein ligase binding; protein tag activity. Gene Ontology annotation, cellular component: nucleus. Gene Ontology annotation, biological process: protein sumoylation. The coding region runs from base 148 to 609 and encodes 153 amino acids. The transcript is spliced from 4 exons. The record is from RefSeq and is a predicted model, not a curated record.